Molecule: messenger RNA, 318 nt
Organism: Penicillium concentricum
Lineage: Eukaryota; Fungi; Ascomycota; Eurotiomycetes; Eurotiales; Aspergillaceae
Exons: 1
Coding region: 1-318 (105 amino acids)
Source: RefSeq, a predicted model, not a curated record
AUGAGCGAUGCCCUGCGACCAAGUGAUGCUGAAUUUAGCGAGGUCCUCCAGCAAAGUCUCAAGAUAUGGACUUCCUAUCUAGGUGCUGGGAACAAACAACACCUAAUCCCCCGGCAAGCCAUAAAUAUGAGACCUCUCGUUAUCCAGACUCCGCCUUUCCUCGGUGAUGGCCUUGCUUCCUUCGACAAGACAAUCUCGUUCGCUUGCGAGGAAAAGGAAUCCCAAGGUAGUCUUCUCGUCAAUGGCAGAUCAACGUGGAGGACCUCUAAAGGGACCUUCGGCAUGGGCCCAAACAGCACAGACAUUCUUGACCUCUAG